Molecule: messenger RNA, 2062 nt
Organism: Rhodamnia argentea
Lineage: Eukaryota; Viridiplantae; Streptophyta; Magnoliopsida; Myrtales; Myrtaceae
Product: sirohydrochlorin ferrochelatase, chloroplastic
Exons: 7
Coding region: 582-1250 (222 amino acids)
Molecular function (GO): lyase activity
Source: RefSeq, a predicted model, not a curated record
AAGCGGUGCUGCGGGUGGACUUGGAUCUGGUGGGGACGGUCUCGGUCCCUCUCGCGGUCCGCCAUGGGCGGUGGCUGAACAAAGCUGGUUGACGCAAAGAGAGAGAGAGAGAGAGAGAGAGAGGAACACUUGAAACCAGGGGUGCUGGAUGAUUCUGAGCUCUUCGAGCUCCGCUGAAGUUUGUCGCUGCAUGGCGCAAUCACUUGGUGAGCUCGAUGGUCAAUUGAAUUUAUCUGGGUUCGUUGAUUUUACCAGAUUUGUUUAGUCUUUCCUCGUCAAUCAAUGAAAUGUUCCGCUAUCUUUCUUUUUCUUUUCCUUUUUUUUGCGGUUUUCGCCAUCGUUACGAUUCAAUUUCGCUCGAAUCAUCGGAUCCGAGGCGUAGACGAUGAAUGUGUGCACAGGCUUGAGGUGUACUGGAAUGUCGCGGCAUUUUCUUUUUUUGUAGGAUAUUUGAAGAGAUGGGCAUUCUUGAAAAGCAGGAAAUAGUUGGGCAUGUCAGCACUGAAGCAGAUGAGAAUUGAAAGUGUGAAGCAUGAGAUAUUAGGCAUGUCAUCGCAAUUUUAGCUUCAAUAUCUGCACAUAUGUCGUCUAAUUGUGUUCUUGGAAGCGGCUCAACCAUGCUGAUCAUGUCGCCGGCCAGCCCAUCUUUGGCUCGAGCUAAAAGUUAUCCAGUUAGCGAAACGGGAAUGAGUCCCAGAGCUGCGGUCUCGAGGCCUUUAAGAUUAUGUGGAGGUCCGUUUAGAAGUAGAUAUGCAUUGAUAAGUUCAAGCUUGAGGCCUGAAAAUGGAGGAUUUGGACCGAAACCUUUCCGGAUCGGUGAAAAAGAUGGUCUCAUCAUUGUUGACCAUGGGUCAAGGCGUAUAGAAUCGAAUCUAAUGCUUAAUGAGUUCGUGGCCAUGUUUCGAGAUAAAACUGGGUACCCAGUUGUGGAGCCUGCUCACAUGGAGCUGGCAGACCCAUCAAUAAAGGAUGCAUUCGGUUCAUGUGUUCAACAAGGGGUUACUCGUGUAAUAGUCAGCCCAUUCUUUCUAUUUCCCGGGAGACAUUGGCACACGGAUAUACCUUCUUUGACAGCUGAAGCUGCAAAGGAGCACCCUGGCGUCUCUUAUAUUAUAACUGCACCUCUCGGCUUGCAUGAGCUACUUGUGGAUGUCGUUAAUGACAGGGUCAAACACUGCCUGAGCCAUGUAGAAGGAGAUGCAGACGAGUGUGAAGUUUGUGCAGGUACAGGCAAAUGCAGAAUCUACUAGGUUAAUGGUGCAACAUUUUCCCUUCACUGGAAAUUGCCAUUGAAAAAAUCUGAGGGAAAUGUUGGGAAAUUGCUCCUCAGCGUGAUUGUCCUCCGCGGUCAAUCCAAGUGCAACUGCUAUUACGUGAAAAUCAUGUGGUUCCCAGAACCAACUGGGUUGAGGCCAUAAUGCAACGAUUUUGCAGUAAAUUUCUGGGGAGUAGGUGUUCCAGCAUGUGUCUAUUACUUCACGAUCAUCUCUCAACUUUGGCCUCAAUAAGGAUUUCUGGUUCAAACUUGUGGAAUGUGUUCUUCAUCAACUUAACUAGCUCAGGUGUGAUCAUCUCAACAGAGCUAGAUGCAAUCAGGUCUGGUAUUUAUGUCGACGAGAGUGAUUAGCUGAAUCUGAUGUCAUGAGUUUUCUCCAUUGUAAGAAAAACCUCUGUGAUUACCAUGCGCCACCUUUGUACAUCGUGUAGUUAUGCGGCCGAACUUAGUCUGUCUGUCAGAAUCUUCAUGUCACUUGUGUCUCUGUAUCAACAAGCAAUAAAAUUGCUACAACUGUCGGACCGGAUAAAGACGGGAAAGCACCACAACUCACUGUUUAUGACAGUUUGAUGCGUGAUGCUGUUACAAGUCACGUAGCAAUGUACACAUACGAACUGGAGAAGCCUCUCCUUGCAAUAGAAUGCUUGCACUGUUUAUCACCUGUGGUAUUACUUUUAGCCAAAUUUCUCACCUAUUGUAUUGCUGGGCAACUUUUUGAGUUUCCUAAAGAGACCUCAAUGAUAUCCUUGAUCUGCUUAUUCACUUCUUGUUCCACGUGUUUAAGCC